GCAACAGCUUGUUUUCAAAUCACAUCACACAGAACUUUUUCACCAAAAGUAAAUUUCCAAUUCUAAUACUCUUAUACAUUACACAAAGGAACACAGCUGAGCCUUAAUACUGAAGAAUAUUUAGAGAAUGACAGAGAUAAACACUCGAAAUUCGCAAGUUUUUUUAUUUGGGAUUUUAUACUGUCUUUUCAUAAUACCUGAAGCGGGAAGCGUACCGAUAGCAAGAACGACGGUCGAUUUUAAUAGGUACUUAAUGUCAAAUUUUGGACUGACAGAGGACUUUUCUCAGUUAGAGCUCAACGCGAAAAGAAAUUCUGGAAGUGUUCUGACUACGAUAUCCGGCAAACAGGAAGCAGAGGUAACCCUUAACAUGACUGAACUGGUAAGAGCACCGGAAGCAAGACCCACAGACGAUUUUAAUUGGAACUUAAUGUCAUAUUUUGGACGAACAGAGGACGGUUCACAGUUAGAGCUCGAACAGAAUAAAACAGAUCUGUUUUUGAAUGCAGAUAAGAGCACGCUCAGGGCGAACAGAAUGCAGACUACGAUGUCAAGCAAACAGAAAACAGAGGCUAAAGGAGGUGAGGAUGAAUACGGGCGCUUGGAAUAUAAUCCAUGGGCUAUAACAUUCGGCAAUCAACUAAUGGACGCCGGACACACCAAGGAGCGCAAGGAAAGCAAACGAGUCAGCGUUGCCUCAAAUCCAGUAAAGAAUUAUAAUCCCAACAUAAAGAUGAGCACUGUUUGCACCGGUACCACUAUUCCAUAUGGGGAGCACAAGGUGAUGAAUUGGCUUGAUCGGCAUGUACAUAAGCACGAGCAUUCGAAUCGUGCAUUCUACAUGGAACUGCGCCACGAUCUGUUUAUCAAGGCAAACUCGGAGAUGUGCCAUGACAAAAAGUAUGUAAAAUGGAUGGAUUAUCAGGAAUGCUCACUGCGUCGCCAUCAACGUUUGGAGUCCUAUAUACCACAAUAUCCAUUGCAUCAAAUCAUCAGAGAUUAGUAAGAUUAGUAGAAGGCAUUUUAUAAUUAAGUCUUUCAUCUUGAAUUGUGAUUUAUAAGUUCGAAUGCAUAAUUGAACAGUAA
Messenger RNA from Drosophila novamexicana, 1086 nucleotides. RefSeq lists its product as uncharacterized. The coding region runs from base 128 to 1003 and encodes 291 amino acids. NCBI's taxonomy places the organism in Eukaryota, Metazoa, Arthropoda, Insecta, Diptera, Drosophilidae. The transcript is spliced from 2 exons. The record is from RefSeq and is a predicted model, not a curated record.